Nicotiana attenuata is the source of this 2539-nucleotide messenger RNA. RefSeq names its product neurochondrin. The transcript has 19 exons. The coding region runs from base 128 to 2095 and encodes 655 amino acids. The record is from RefSeq and is a predicted model, not a curated record. NCBI's taxonomy places the organism in Eukaryota, Viridiplantae, Streptophyta, Magnoliopsida, Solanales, Solanaceae.
AAGGUACUCUUUACGGCGUCGUUUUUACUGACAUUGAAAACAUUCCCUCCACAGCACAAAGACUUCAACUUUCUGGAAAUCUCCUUUUGAUUUUCCACACUCUGCUGCUUCUUCUCCAGCCACUUGAAUGGAACAACAAGCUUCAAGUAGUGGAGCAUCAUCAUCAUCUCAAGCGCCACCUCAAUCACAACCUUCAUUUGAUGAUUGUUUGAAGCUACUGAGAGGAGAAAGAGAUGAGCAGCGGUUAGCGGGUCUGCUUUUAGUUACAAAGUUUUGCAAUAAAGAUGACCACGCCGCCAUUCGCAAGGUUUACGACGCCGUCGGACCUCAAUUCCUCCACCGCCUUCUUCGUACCGGAAUGGGGAAAGGAAGUGAUGGACCGGGUGAUAACCGUGACGCCUACUUGCAGUUGUCAAUCACUGUUCUUGCAGCAUUUUGUAGAGUUCCUGAGAUUGCGGCUUCUGAAGAUAUGGUUACUAAGAUUCCUCUCAUUGUAGAGAUAAUGUCCACAAAAGCAGGGUCACCUAUCAUUGAAGAAUGCUACGAAUUUUUGUUUUUGGUCUCAGCGGCCAAUGAAGAAGGGGUUAAAACCAUGUACGAAUCUGCUGGCUUGCAUGUGGUAGCUUCACAAAUGUCAAUUCUACCGGAUGGUUCUCAUAUGAUUGAACUUGCUAUGAAACUUGUGCAAAUCAUUCUUAUUAAGCUACCCUCAGAAAAUGUUUAUUCUGAGCAUCCAGCUGAUCUGUCAAUGGUGGUGGCUGCAGUGGCAAAGCAGUUUGCUGUGCUGCAGAAUGCACUGAAGUUUGAAGCGCUUCACCUGCUAUCAACUAUCCUGUCCAACAGUUAUUCUGUGCCUGUAUAUGAUGCUCUUCGCUUAAUGAAAAAUGAUGUUUGGUCGACAAACAUGCGCAUUGGUAUUGUAGCUAUCUUGCAGAAUCGAGUCGCACCUUCGCAUAAGCUUCAGGCUCUUAUCCUGGCGGAAUCUGUCAUAUCAAUUGUCGGUGAAGGGUGGCUAAUUGGGGAGAUGAACUUAACUAAUUCCCAGGAUUCCCUGCCUGCUGACAGGUGUAUUCUGCUUGUUUUGGAGUCAUCCAGGGUUGAAAUUGCUGUGCUUUUAAAUGACCUAGCAUACUUAAAAUAUGAAGCCUCCAAGGAGCCCUCAAAUAAAGAGAAUAUUCUUGUGAAGCAGAGGAAUCUUGGCAUAGCCUUCUCUUUGGUGGAAAAAAUAAUUAAACUUAUUUCAAGUUUUGGUGGCGAAGAGUCAACUGCUAAUGCUGUUAUCAGUGAGAGCACUUUCACAAAAAUCAUUUCUGGGCUCAAUGAGACAAUUGGUGUUGUUUUGGACUAUCUACGAGAUGCUAAGGAGCAUGGACAGAUGAAAGGGGAUGAUCUUCUAGCAGCAGUGCGAGUAAUUGGAAGCUAUCUAGCAGAAGCACCUCAUGCAUGUAAAGACAAGGUCACGGCACUCCUAGGUUAUAUGCUUUCAAUUGAAGGGGAAGAUGAAUUGAGUCCUUUUUAUUCCAUCUGUUUUUUGCUUCCAAUGCUGUGUCAAAUAACUCUCAAGACUGGAGGUUGUAAAAUUUUAGCUUCCUCAGGUGCAUUAAGAGAAGUUGUCGGUUGUCUCAUUGCGUUGAUUGAACAAAACAAUUAUACAUAUGAGGAUAAUGGUUCUAUAUUCUUGGCGUGUGACACAGUCUUGAAUCUUCUUCUAAAGCGCGAGCAAAUCAAAAUUCCCUCAGAUGAUUCCAGUUUUAUCAGACUUUUAGUUGCAUUGUCACAUUGGGCAGAGGGUACGGAUGAUGCAUCUAUUGUCAUGAUGGCAUCAAGCAUCUGUUCACUUAUACUUGAGUUGAAGUCAGAGGAAGCUCUUCUAAAUCAUCCUGACUUCGCUGCUGGCAAUAUUACUAGUCUGUCGAAGCUCAUUGGACGAAGCUUUGCUAUGUGUGGUCAGGACUUGAUGUCCGAUGAUGCUAAAGCUGAAGUUGAUCUAUUUCAGAUAAUUAGCUCAGCAUAUUCAUCAUGGGCUGAUCGAUUCCCUUGCAUUAGACAAGCUGUCGAGAGCUCACGCCCUUUUCCAUUUCGACAUGUUUCAUAGAAAUCUUGUUCACUUGAUGAGGAUUCUGGAUAUUUGACGCUACCUAUAGCUUUCAAUGGAGCUCUUGCACUGGCAAAAAUUGCAGUGUAAAGACAUUAGUGUUUCCGUAUAUUGCCUAGUGAGUAAAUCUUCUGAGGGGGAAUACAGUUGACAUUUUGGGCCGACUAUAUGGAUCAAAGCUGUUAGGAUGACCAAGUCAGAUGAUGUUCUAACAUGCACAAACUUGCCCAUUACAAGCCUUUUCUGUUCUUCCAAAUUUUUGCAUAUGUAUUAGCCUCUUGCACGUCUUUGCACUCGUCGUACCAUUUUCCUAAGGAAGACUUGCAGAAUAUAGCCCAUCACACACAAUAUUGGAAGCUAGUUCUGUAAAUUAGUUUGUUAUUUAGUUAAUCUCCUUGUACAAAAUGUAUGUUUUAAUUUGAUCUCUUUGGUCAUAUUUUGGUA